Blumeria graminis f. sp. triticale is the source of this 1059-nucleotide messenger RNA. Lineage: Eukaryota; Fungi; Ascomycota; Leotiomycetes; Helotiales; Erysiphaceae. The record is from the annotation of a GenBank genome assembly.
AUGGUCUGCCUUCUCGCAAUCCUUUUAUACACAGGCCAAAAUCUGCGGCAAAAGGAUCGUUUUGUUAUCACGACCUCUGAGGACAAGUAUCCUUCUUACCGUAGCUACGAAGUUAAUUUUAGACAACCAUUUCCAGUGCCUAGCAAAGACUCUGGUAUUUACAGGACUUCGGUCAAUAUCGAUAGACCCGGUACUUAUAUAACGGUUUAUUGCUCGAACAAAGUGUCAAUUGAUGAUUUAUGGGGGUUUGUCGGCAAUGGCUUGACCAGCCUGCAGGGCCGACUCGAUGGAGGAUUUAGCAACGACGAUAAGUUGGAAAAUGAAUGCUUCAAUUACGUGAAGGAACUCUAUUUUGCAUCAACGGGAGAAGUUGCGAAAGGUGGAGUCCAAGUAACUGGGGAAGCAGAACCGCGCCCAUUGCAUGUUUCGCAUCUCAUCCAGUCGCACAAAUGUACGGAAAAACUUUUAAUCAGUCUAACCUACCAACAGAAAAUUUUAAGCGCCGAUUGGAACGGAUUCACAACGACAUACCUUAAUAAACGUCUUCCAAAAAUAUUAUUUGAUAAUCCGAUGGAAAUAGCGAAUGUAGUCUUAGACGGACAGUUUGUGAUAAAACAAAUCGAAGUAGGCUUUGAAGAGGCAUUGGCUUGGAGCCAAGGUCAAUUGCAAUACUUUGUGCGGGAUAAUCCCUUACGCCACUGGCGUGAGAUGACUGUGGUUGGUUAUGAGCCGUACACAGGAAUACUCAUAACAAGAUUCAUCCUAUCUAACAAUGCGCAAGUCAGAAAUUUUAUUAAUAAAUUCAAUACAUGUAAAUUUGACGAAAGGUGUACGUCCGAAUGUCUCGGGCUACGACAGAAAGCCUCUCUUGGAAUAAAAGCUUGCCGCGAAGUUAGAUACAGACAUAUACAAGACAAAGUGGAAAGACUUGUUCCGGUACCGGCCGACGGAAUUCUGUACGGUGUCAAGAUAUGUAAACCGACGGAAUGGCCAGAAGAUGGUUUCUCGUCUGAAAAGUUAGAGGAAUUUUUGGAAAAGUUGAGAAAAGAGUCAUGGUAA